AUGACGAUGGAACUCGCGCACCGCGACGCGCUCGAGCGAGACGUCCGACGUCGCAUCGCCGCGCUCUUCGAGAAUCACGACCCUCGAGCGCGGGCGGACGCCGAGGCCGAGCUCAGGGCGUUCUCAAAAAGCGACCAAGCGUGGGUGAUCGUCUUGCACAUCUUGGAGAGCGCCGACGCGCGCGCGAUCGAAGCCUUCUUCUGCGCGAGGACGCUCCACGAGUUACUCAGAAGAUGCGUGCACAAGGAGGAAAAGACGCAGGCCUCGCACGCCGCGUUCACGGAGAGCGAGUGGGUACAACUGCGCGAACGAUUGCUCACGCUGACGAAACGCUUCGCACAGAUCGCGUGUUCGGGCGAUUCCAGUGCCGUGGACGCGAAAAGCACCGUGACGAUGCUGACGCUGUCGCUGUCAGCGCUCGGCUGUAAGAUGCCGACCUGGAAAGCAGACAACGUCGUACGAGACAUUAUCGAAGCCUUUACGAGCGAUACAAGCGUCCCUGAUGCGGCAAAACUGUUGUGUCUGUGUUCGUUUUUAGCCGUCGUUCCUCAAGAGGCGACGUCGCGUGAUUUGAGUAUCCAUCCAAUGCGCCGAGAAGAGGUGAUUUCUGGCUUGAAGUCUACUGGCGGCGACGUCAUGAAUUUAUUACAGCAGCUUGCAAACGCCACUGCUGGAGACGCAUCUCUUCAAAAGCAUAUUAUGGACGCGCUCGAGGCAUGGGCGGACAUCGCGGAUGUCACUCGUGCGUUUCCUCGAGUCAUUGUUGAAGGCGCGCUGCACGUCACCUGCUCCGAAGACUGUAGUUCUUCCAUGAAGCAAAGCGCCGCCGGCGCGGCUCGUGCGUCUCUGGAACAGUGUGUUUGGACGACAGAUCGGAGUCUCCGCGAGAUGCUAGCGUCUGCGAUGACUAUGCUGCGCGGUGAAGUCGUCGGAUCUGACAAGUCUGAGGAGACGCGAGUGUUGAUUGCGGACAUCCUGUCGUGUGUUGCGUCUAAGGCGUUGCGCGACCAAAAGGACUCAACGAAGAAUCCACUCGCGACCGGACCGAAUGCGUCAGGGGAUCGAACGUAUCAUAAGUACGCCGAGUUCAAGAGGCUUCAGAGAGAGCAGAAAAAGAACGGAUCAGUGGCGCAGCAGGGCAGACAGAAGACCUCAAUCGCCGUGGACAUCGAUCGAGAGGUAUUGAUGUUCGCCUUGGAUGGUUUAUCGGACGCACUUUCUAUGGGCGUUUCGAUCUCUUCCGCGCUCGAGCCGUGGGGCAAGCUAGCAAAGUCAUUCAUGUCGGAUGAAUUCGUUGAAUCGCUUCGUCCAAUUGCCGCGAGAUGCGUGCACGCAGCCGUUGCAUACGUGCGCUCUGUGCCACGCCAUGAGUUGCAGGAUGAUCAGAAGAAAGAUGAGAUAAGCGAGUGCCUGCGAGACGUCGUCUCGGUCGUGGCCAUUGUAGAUAUUCUGGAUGAUUUCAACGCGCGGUUUAGCUCUGAAAUGCACGCGGCAGAUUGGCGAAUGAUCAACGCGCGUUUAUACGUGCUCCUUGCUCUGGCGAAAUCAUUCAAAUCAAUUCAAGCUGGGUCACAACAGUUAUCCUUCGCGAACUUGAUAAACCAUCUAUGUGCGCUGUUGUCGCACGGCGCAGCAGUCCCAAGGACAGUCAUGGAAUCGACGUGUUGGGUUUUGGCUGGCAUGGCAAGCUCGAUGGCGACAAACCUUGCGGAGUCGUCACUACUUCACGUCGCGCAUACGCUAGUUCAGUGCAUGAGGUGCCCUGAGCACACUGUCGCGCGCGGUGCAGCGGUAGCAUUAAUGCGUCUUUCCGAACAAAGCACCGCUACGAAGACGCUGAGUUCCACAGAUGUCCCCACUAUGCUUGCUGAAAUACACCGCAGCGGCGGACCAACGCCGUCGCCGUCGACUUCGUUGGAACUCGGACAAGAGAGGGAGUCGACAAUUCUUCUUCGUUGUCUCACAUUUUAUACCGCUUGCGAUACGCAAGAAGCUACGGAAAACGCGUGUUCUAUGUUGGCGGAGCCUGUCGUUGGAGCAUUGAAUUCGUGCUUGAGCGACGCGUCGAAAUCCAGCGACGAGUACGUUCAGCGUUUGGUAGAUCUAGACAUCGUUCUCCGGGCAAUCAAAAGAGCGUACGGGCACAUGAAUAAUGCUUUGAGCACAAGUAUGGCCCGUUUGGUGGUUGGCGCAGUCGAUGCCGUCGAGCGAACGACUUUGAUUCUGAUUGAUCCACAAAUGAUAGAACAGCGCUUCAAAAUUGGUUGGGUAAUGAAGGCUCUCGUGGAACUUUCUAACAACGUUGAGGGGUUGUUGGAGACGACCUUGCGGCUGUGUGUCGAAGCGUACAGCCGAAGUCCAUCGACUCUUGGUGCGUGCUACUUGGAUGCGCUUACGCUCGUAUUAGAACUUUACGGUGACCGAGGCUGUGCCAUUGUGAUUCACGGUGAUCAGGCACGGUUUGCUUCAGUCGGACACGUGAUUUGUGAGCUGUUGGCAAGCGCGUUGCCCACCUCGCUGCAGGAUCCCGAUGCGUGGAUCAGUUUAUACGCGCUCGCUCGAGCGGCGGUGAGGAGUGGGUGCAUCGCUCUGAUACCGCACGUGCAAACGAUGAUGCGCGUGUGCAAAGAAUCCCUGCACAGCGUCUCCGACGAAUCCGCGGUGGCUGCGCUCUUACUCGCGACGGAUUUGUUGCGUUCGCCAGUGAUGCUUGACGCACACGCUUCUACCUCAGUGAACCUCGAGAAAUCGCGGAACGCGAUGAACUCUGGCAUGGGAAGGGUUGCCGCGGAAGUGUCAGGCGAGAGCACGAGGAAACGUGGCGUAUGCGCGUGGAAUUCUGGUGCGCAGUCUCAACUGCUUGUUGCCGCUAUCAUGGCUGAAAUCGAGUCAGGCGCCGGUGCGACACUCGUGCGUGCAAUUUUAGAGGGCGGCAAUGGUGCUCUUGCCCCGAGUAUGAUAUCCGAUAUCGCUGCGGCGCUUCAUCUCGUGUGGAACACUUUCGGAACGGAACGAUUCACGGACAUGUUGGUACGCGCGCUUGGCGACGAACAAGACGCGUUCCCACGCAAAAAGGCGACGCAGGAGGAAAAACUAGCAUGGGUGUCAUUUUUGUUAUCCGACACGUGUUCAAGCGAUUGUCGAGUAUUCAAGCGCAUGUUGAAAGCGUUUUUGAGCGGAAAGAAGGCCGGAUCAAACUAG
Molecule: messenger RNA, 3201 nt
Organism: Ostreococcus tauri
Lineage: Eukaryota; Viridiplantae; Chlorophyta; Mamiellophyceae; Mamiellales; Bathycoccaceae
Product: Armadillo-type fold
Exons: 1
Coding region: 1-3201 (1066 amino acids)
Biological process (GO): protein import into nucleus
Cellular component (GO): nuclear membrane; cytoplasm
Source: RefSeq, a predicted model, not a curated record